AUGUGUUUGUUUGCUCUCGAGGAAGAAUGUGCAGUGGAGCCCGAGAAUCCAGAAAUGGGGACCAGCGAAGAGCCCCUGGUGAAGCCGGAGAGGCCGGAUGAAGAUGGCGCACCGGGUGAGAUGCUGCAUGAGGAGCUCCUGAUCAAGCCGGAGCUGGCGGGCGGUGAUGAUGAUGGCACAAGUGAUGAUGAUGGCACAAGUGAUGAUGAUGGCACAAGUGAUGAGAUGUCGCCGGAGGAGCGCGCGGUCAGGGCGCAGGUGUGGGACGCGGCGAGUGACGAGCACUGCGUGUCGCGGCUGCCGGUGCCGGUGCCGGUGUAUUCGGAGGGCAGCGCCGCCCGCGGCAUGGAACAGCUCGCGAUGGGUUGUUCCGUGGUGCUCGAGCGCCUCCGUGACGACGCGACUAUGAUACAUACUGGGGCGAAGCAGUUUCAAUGUAGCUACUGCGACUACAGCUGCGGGCAGAAAGGACACAUGCUAUCACACCAGAGGACACACACCGGGGAUAAGCCUUUUCAGUGUAGUAACUGCGAUUACAAAUGCAGGCGAAAAUAUGAACUGAAAAUACACAUGAUGACACACACUGGGGCGAAGCCAUUUCAAUGUAGCAUCUGCGACUACAGUUGCACGCAGAAAAGAUCCUUGCUAGUUCACCAGAGGACACACACCGGAGAGAAGCCUUUUCAGUGUAACUACUGUGAUUCCAAAUUCAGUCUAAAAUCAAGCCUAAAAAGGCACAUUAUGAUACACACUGGGGCGAAGCCAUUUCAAUGUAGCUACUGCGACUACAGCGGCAGGGAGAAAGCACACUUGCUAUUACACCAGCAGACGACACACACCGGGGAGAAGCCUUUACAGUGUAGUCACUGCGAUUACAAAUGCCGUCGAAAACCAGACCUAAAACAACACAUUAUGAUACACACUGGGACGAAGCCAUUUCAAUGUAGCAACUGCGACUACACGUGCAUGCAGAAACGAUCCUUGCUAAUACACCAGAUGAAACACACCGGGGAGAAGCAUUUUCAGUGUAGUCACUGCGAUUACAAAUGCAGUCGAAAAUCAGACCUUAAAAUACACAUGACGAUACACAGUGGGGCGAGGCCAUUUCAAUGUAGCAACUGCGAAUACAGGUUCGAUCGUAAAGGACACUUGCUAGUUCAUCAGAUGACACACACCGGGGAGAAGCCUUUUCAGUGUAGUCACUGCGAUUACAAAUGCCGUGAAAAAUCAAACCUGAAGAGACACAUGAUGAUACACACUGGGGCGAAGCCAUUUCAAUGUAGCAACUGUGACUACAGGUGCAGGACGAAAGGAAACUUGCUAAAACACCAGAGGAUACACACCAGGGGCGAACCCAUUUCAGUGUAG
Molecule: messenger RNA, 1368 nt
Organism: Cydia amplana
Lineage: Eukaryota; Metazoa; Arthropoda; Insecta; Lepidoptera; Tortricidae
Product: zinc finger protein OZF-like
Exons: 6
Coding region: 1-1368 (455 amino acids)
Source: RefSeq, a predicted model, not a curated record